UAAUAGUCUGCUUCUUACCAUGCCCUACUUUAACUGAGGCCGUAAAGUAGAUGAGAUAGUUUUUGAAAAAGGUAUUAUAGACGCUCAGAUUAAUAGCCAAUAGGUGCAAAAGUAUUUUAAAACAAAAUGUUCCAAACCGGCCAUGCUUGUCUGUUGCUCAGGAUGAAGGGAAGUGCAGGCCCCUUGAGGCACUGAAGUUAGAAGGUGCUGAAGUGGGGCCGGAUUUAAGCCUCGGCAAACCAUUUGUCUUCAAGUGCAGUCCCCUGGCUGGGAGUCGGGUUUUCUACUUUUGUGCUACAUCAAACCAGGAAAUGAAAAGAUGGCUUGAGGCAAUGGAGAGAGCAGUUCACCCUGUCACUCAGAAUCAUGUGUGGGUGGAUGUCUCUAGACACAAUGCCAGCCUCCCCCCGUUGGCAAUCAAAAAUCCUGAAUGUCUCGGUCUCCUUCACCAAAUGGACAAAAACAAGGACAUUUGUGUGCAACACUAUUGCAUAUUAAAAGACGGAUGUCUGUAUUUCUAUGCUGGCCUUCGUUCAACGUACGCUCUUGGAGGGAUCUACUUACAUGGGUAUACAGCGAGUGAGCAGUCCCUUGGCUCCCGUCGCACUGUGAUUGAAGUUAAACCCCCUUCUGAAGAGUUUAAAACCUUCUACUACGGUGCAGAGAAUGCAACUGAAAACAAACGCUGGAUUUCAGCAAUAAACGCAUCAAUUAGCAAGUGGCUGCCUUUACACCAGGCUGUUCAUGACUUCAUGAACCGCCCCCCCGAGGAGACACGGAUGUGAAGACACGCCCCCUGCAGAUUGACUUGUACUGUGUAAUUUGCCAACAAGCAGCUACUUUUUUUUAACUUUAUCAAGUGCACUCUAUUGUUUGAGAAUGUGGGUUUCUUGAAAGCCAGUGCAUUGGCCAGUAGUAUUAAGGAAGUUAUGUUAAGAUGUCAUGUUAGAAAAUGGAAAGUAAACAUCUGGAUGGGCUUUAUGUUUAAUCAUUUGUGUAAUUGUUUAUCAUGCAGGUAUUAAUGUAUAAUUAAAUGGAUGGGUUAUCUAAAUAUUUGUGUGUUUAUAAGUAAAAAGCACUGUAAUAUGCAGUACAAUAUAUUGGUUUAUAAUUUCCAUUUUUGAUAUUUACUCAUUUCCUUAUUUCUGUGCGUGGUAGUCAGUGCAUAUAUAAAAAGUGAAUACAUACUCAGUACAGUUCUUGAAAGUAAGUCAGAACCUUAUUAUGCAAAGAUCCUUAACCCUAAUCCCAACUUUAUAUUUACUUUAGUUUUUAGUGACCCAUUGGCCAUUAUAUUUUUGUACAUAAACAAUUAAAAUAAAACUAAUGUAAAUACCAAUAUCUGUUUAUGCUUUCUCAUUU
Messenger RNA from Polyodon spathula (Mississippi paddlefish), 1362 nucleotides. RefSeq names its product PDZ and pleckstrin homology domains 1 (gene pdzph1). The record is from RefSeq and is a predicted model, not a curated record. The transcript has 5 exons. Lineage: Eukaryota; Metazoa; Chordata; Actinopteri; Acipenseriformes; Polyodontidae. Bases 312 to 785 code for a protein of 157 amino acids.